CUACCAAGUUGUGUGCAUAGGUGAGUUUUUGGUGAGACUUGUGUUAGUAGUAGUACUAGUGAUAAUCAUGGGUAGGCAACCUUGCUGUGACAAACUUGGGGUGAAGAAAGGGCCAUGGACUGCUGAGGAAGACAAGAAACUCAUCAAUUUCAUUCUCACCAAUGGCCAGUGCUGUUGGCGCGCCGUCCCCAAGCUUGCUGGCCUCAGGCGCUGUGGCAAGAGCUGCCGCCUCCGUUGGACUAACUAUCUCCGCCCUGACUUGAAAAGAGGGCUUCUUUCCGACUCCGAAGAACAGCUGGUCAUCGACCUGCAUGCCCGUCUUGGCAAUAGGUGGUCCAAGAUUGCGGCGAGGCUUCCAGGACGAACAGACAAUGAGAUUAAGAAUCACUGGAAUACCCACAUCAAGAAAAAGCUUCUCAAGAUGGGAAUUGAUCCUGUCACUCAUGAACCCUUGAACAAAGAAGAAAAGCGCACCGAAAGUUCCUCUCCGCAGCCCACAGAAAACAAUAAUCAUGCCGCAGAAAAUGAUGCCUCGGCCAACUCAGAAGACAAUUCCUCCAGCAUGCUCGCUGAAAAUUGUUCCAGUGAUGAUUCCAAUCUGUUAGAUAGCAUUUGCUAUGAUGAAGCUUUAUUGGACAUCCUAUUGAUGGACGCAGCUCCCCUGGUUGAUGCAUCAUGGGGCAUCAUUAAUCCACCGGAAAAUGGUAACUGUGGCACCAUGGCAACUGCCUUGCCAUCUUGGGAGGAGGAUAACUGUUCAUGGCUAUUAGACUGUCAGGAUUUUGGAAUUCAUGAUUUUGGAUUCGAUUACCUUAACGACAAUAUUGAAUUAAACGCUAUGAACACAUUAGAUAUCGGGGACAAGAACUAGAAACCUAUAUUUUAAGCUUCGAAUGUGCACAUAAAUGUUAUUAGGUUUCAAUCAGUUCAGUUGAAUUUCUGUCGUGUUUCAGAAGGUAAAUCAACCUCGUUUCUUAAGAGGUUUCUUACCAACCAAUUCAAAAGUACUGAUUCCAACACAAAUGUUGUCAAGAAUAGAUGUGAUCAUAUGUUUAUUUUAUUUCCCCGAAAUGUUGUAGCCUUUUAAGUUUUCUGUAAAAGAUAGGGGAAUUAAUGAGAGAAGAUUACCCUGAAAAGGGGAAAGAAAAGAAUGAUUAAAAAAGAUAAAGAGACAGGGGAUAUACUUCUAAAAAAUGGUAGUUGGGGUUGUGAAUGUGAAGGGGAAUAAAACCUGAUCAAUUCU
Molecule: messenger RNA, 1243 nt
Organism: Rubroshorea leprosula
Lineage: Eukaryota; Viridiplantae; Streptophyta; Magnoliopsida; Malvales; Dipterocarpaceae
Source: the annotation of a GenBank genome assembly